Molecule: messenger RNA, 15231 nt
Organism: Varanus komodoensis (Komodo dragon)
Lineage: Eukaryota; Metazoa; Chordata; Lepidosauria; Squamata; Varanidae
Gene: CELF2
Product: CUGBP Elav-like family member 2
Exons: 16
Coding region: 6922-8787 (621 amino acids)
Biological process (GO): regulation of alternative mRNA splicing, via spliceosome; mRNA splice site recognition
Cellular component (GO): nucleus; ribonucleoprotein complex; cytoplasm
Molecular function (GO): mRNA 3'-UTR binding
Source: RefSeq, a predicted model, not a curated record
AUAAUCGCCAUUAAGUUUGCUUCUAAUUGCUGUGCUAUUUAUUCCCUACCACCACACAUGCAUGUACAGGAUCUAAAUAAACUUGGAUAAAGUUCAGAGGGGCAUGUUGCAUUAGCAGUCUUUCUUUUAAUUCACUGUUGUUUUAUGGGAUUUCUGUACAUUGAUCUUCCCGGUUGCAUUUAUUUGUGCAUGUGUGUGGCACAUUUUACUAUUUUCUCCAUUCUCUUUCUAAGCCUCUUUGCAGCCUUUUAGGAAGUUUAAAAGAAAUAGAAAUUCCAUAGCCAAAUGCUCAUGACGGCCCAGGUGCAUUAUUUCAAAUGCUCCUCACAGUCCUCCAACAAGGAAAUGUUCAUUUUUCACACAGAAUAAAACAAAGCUUUUCUAAUUGCAUGUGACAAGUAUUGGAAGGUGCUUCCAAUGCUCAAGAAAUGUCUCUUUUCCCUGACAAGAUAGUAGCAAACUGAUUGGCAUUUAUAGCAUAUGCUAAUUUCAGUUUUUAAAAUGCAUAUUACCUAAGUAUGCCAUGCAGAAAUGAAACAGAAGGAUAGUGUGUGGAGAUGGACAAAAAAUUUUUUGAAGUUUGCAUGAUCUUUUCUGUGCACAUUUCUCCUGAUAUAUGUAUUUGUGUGUGCGUUUCUGACUAGUACGCAAACUUUUGUGAGCAACUUUCAAAAUACUUACAUAUUUCUGCAGUACACACAUUUUUGCUUACCUUUUUGAUUGGAACAUUCAGAAAAGAAUGAGUUUCAAAGGAUGGCUGACUUUUCUUUUUAGGAAUUGUUUAAGCAUUUAGCCUGCAUGCUGUGGCCCUUUUUAAUUGCUUUAUAGAUGUUUAAUUCAUUAUGUUCUAAUUGGUUUUAAUGUUUGUUUUAUUCUGUUAAUAUGUUUUAUGCAUUGUAAGCUGCCUAGGAAGGCUUCAGCAAUUUUAGGCGGCCUAUAAAUACAUGGAAAUCAAUCAAUCAAUCAGUCAAUAGUGGUUUGAAAGUACAAAAUGAGGCAUUACAAUGUGAAGUGAACAUAUUUCUCCCCAUUCCUAGGCUUAUGUUUGUUGAUUUUCUUUUUUAAAAAGGUCUGUUUGCUAUGUGGCAGAGAAACCGUAUAUCUUAUGUUAGGUUUCUUCUCCAGUGCAAUCCCAUAUACUUUUACUUGGGAAUAUACCAGGGUGAAUCCUAGAAACAUUUAGGGAACAGUCUUGGGUGUGUUAAGACAAAAAAUAAAUCCCACAAUGCCAGAAGUUGUAGGACGUAUUUCCUUCUAAAUGUGCAUAGGAUUGCACCCCUACUAGUGAGUAAGCCCCACUGAACAUUGGGAACUGCUUCCAGGAAAAUGUGCGAACCAGAGUGUUGAAAGAAUACACAGAACCAUGCAAAAGAUGCCAGACAAUGAGGAGGCCUUCCUGGCAGGCUUGUAUUCUAAAUGAAUGUGAAACAUGAGAGUGUGGGAAAGGCAGAGGUGUGGUGAGGGAGAAAAACGAACAGGUGAAACAGGUGGGCCAUUAUUAGCUUUUUAAAAUUGAUCAGUGGAUGAAGCUGUUCAAAUGUCAGGGAAGAAUGAGCAGCAAAGAAUAUCUCUCUUUGAAAUAAUGGUGUGGGAGUCCAAGAAAAAUCUCUCUCUCUUAUGAAUUUCUUUUAAAAAUCAAGCUUCUAGUCCUUAUCAUUGCAACAAGUUGGGCAACUCUUUACUCCUUUUGUGAUGCUCCCACCCUACUUGUAAGUUUUCUGGAAAUAUUAAGUGUUGGUCCAAUUCAGCACUGGUUCCUUAGAUUUUUUCCUAAUCAGAAUGUUACCAACUAGCAAGUCAAAUGCAAAUACAAAAUAAUGCACAAUAAUGUUGCUAUUGUAUGCUUGCGUCUCUCUCUCUCUCUCUCUCUCUCUCUCUCUCUCUCUCUCUGUGUUUACCCAAUAGAUGCACAUCACACAAUCCCAGCUUCCUUGCAGAAGAACUUGGGUUGUCUCAGUGCAGAAAUAGCAAUUAUUGGAGGUUUCUGUUGAAAUAUCCUACAUUAUAAUCACAAAGAAAGAGAGAUAGAAAGAAAACAGUAAUAAUGGUAACAAAAAUAACACAUGAGAAUGAAUAACCCUUUUCAUUUUACAGAGUUUAUCUCAAAAACUUAAAAUAUCAGUAACUGUUCUGUUGAUUCUGUGUUUAUAUACUUAGGAAACAUAGUUGAGUGCAGAAUUUUAAUUCUUUUCAAUAUUGUUCAAGAGCCCUGGCAAAGAGUUUCAAUAGAAGGGUACAGUUAAUAAAAAGGAGAGAUAGAGAAAAGAAGAUUGUUUCUAAGCUCUGAUAGAUGCAAGAUGAAAGAAGUAACAUGGAAGGGAAGAAGAAAUAUUUUCUAGGCAUUUUUAUUUUUAUUAGAGCAGUUCUGUGCCAUUUAAUAUAAUAAAAUCUUUGAGGGCUCAUGAGUGACUGAAACAUCUGGCAGUUGUAGGACAUUUUUCUGUCUCAACAUCACCUGUUUGAAAAUGGAAAGCAUGACAUAGGAAUGCUUUAUUGGGGGGGUGUUAUAAAAGGAAGGGGCUUUUUGCAGUAUCAGAACUUUGUACCACUCCCAGAUCUGUGUGUCCAGCAUCCACAAAGCUGAUUAGCAGUCCAGAAUCACAGGCAACAGUGCACAGAAUUCUUCCCCGAUGACUUGUCUAUCUCCAGUGGCCCUUCUCAUAUCAUUUCUUACAGGCUUUUUUAGACAAGUAGGCAGAAGUGGCUACAAGCAUUUGAUAAUAAGAAACUACCAUGGUUACAAGAUGCAGAAAUAACUGCAGAAACAUAGAUUAGGUCAUCUCUACAGUAAAUGAUUCAUAAACAUGACUAUAGGAAAUUUUAUAAGUCAGAGCAUAGCUCCCUUGGGAUUUGCACACUGGUGCAGAACGAGGAGAAUUGUUGAGUUGGCUUCUACCAAAGAUACCAAACUAUCUUAUCUCUUGAUGUGUGCUUAAGUUUUUAGGAAUAUCUUUCACAACUAAGGAGCAUUAAUUAGCCUGUGUUGAUUCCAUAUUCAUGGCUGUUAACCUGGAAUGCUGCAUGCUUGUUUGGAAGUGCGGGAGGGCUUCUGCAGAUGGAAUCAGUCGGAUAUAGCUGGAUGAUGAAGCUCAUAUUGUCUUCGCUUCCACUGCAGCCCCAGGCUGUGCGCUGCCCUGGUGGGAGGAGCAGUAGGCAGCCAUCUGAAUCUCCCACAAUGCAGCAGAGAGAUGCUGCACUGGGGGCAUUGUGGGAAAUGGACAUGGCUAUACAUUGGGUUCACUUGUUAGCAAGAGUCCAGUGAUAUCAAAGGUGCCUAGCCAUUCACACGUACAAAACUUUUAAUGAAGGGAUUUGGACCACCUCUCUAGUAGGGAUGGAGAAAAUGUUCUGCAUCUGGUCCAUGUCCUUGGACUUGUAUUUGUUCACUCAGAGCCCUAUUCUGUCCAAUUCUUGCAUUAAAUGUGCACAGACGCUCCCAUUCAUAUAAUUUAAUUUCUGCUUUCUCACAUUUCUCAACAUACCCUUUGGCCUCAAAAUACAUAUCUUAAAACACAUCUGGACACAUUCUGGGGGCCAAAACUGGUCAGGGCAUCCAGGAACUGCAAAGUCCUGUGGAAAACUUAAGUUCCAACCUGCACUUUCAUCAAGGAGGCCCAGUUCCAUCAGGUCGGUCACUCCAUGUCAGAAUUUGACUAACUCCAAUUGCUCAGUCAAACUUACUCCCUGAACAUCUUAUUCCUCCACAAACCCACAUGGGGCAACACAAGCUGACCAUCCAGCAGGAUGAGUGGGCAACAUGGGGAUUCACCACCCCUCCUGAGCAUGGCACAUGUAAGCUUCAAACAGGACUGAAUUACCCGGGAAACCCAAAGCACCAUCGGUACACUGUGCACAUGUUCAGCCUGGGUACACGAGGGCUAGAAGUGUGCAGCACAGAAUAUGCAUGCAAUCCCUGAAGCCAGCCGUCGUGCACACCCAGCUGCUCUUUAGGCAUGUCUGGGUUUAAUGCUAUGAUCUGAAGGGGGGUCGUAAAAACAUUACUGUGCCACACUCUUACAACCCUCCUGAAAUCAAAAAGCCUGAAGUUUUUCCCUUAACCCUGAGACUUCCCCCUCCUCUCCUAGUGAGACCCAGCUAAAUAUUUUGCAGCAAUUGCUCACAUAUGUCUCUCGUUCCCUGCAUCCACUCCCCUUCCUUGCAAUUCCAACAUACAGACAGCAAACUCCUUGAGACAGUGAGUAACCUGCCCGUCUCUGUUCUUACCUUGCUCUAUAGAGCAGUGGGUCCAUUGAUGCUGCGACAUGAAUAAAUGCAUCGUAGUGAGUAGGUCACAGUUCAUAUUUGGCAAAAGCUGCAAUAAGCUUUUACAGGGUGCAUUUUUAGCAGUGGCUAAGAGAGAGGCAUGGAAAGAAACUUGCAAAGGAAGAGAAGGGUUCUUAGUAUCUUGGAGGGCAGUUCAGUUGCAAAGCACAGUAGCAAACAAGCAGGUAUUACUUCUAAGUUGUCCUAGUAUGCCUUAAACAGAAUCUUUCUAUAACCAGGCACGCAUUCCUGAGCUCCUAAGGACUAAGCGAAUGUAGAGGGAUGGGAUCCCUCAUGCUGGCCCUCCUACCAAUGUCCCUAUGCCAUGCGCUAUCAGUGCCUGAGCGCCCCACGUUGAGCAAGGGGGCUGGGCAGAAGCGGAGCUCUCCCCCUGCUUGUCUAAAUGCAAGGAAAAUUCUCUGUGCACUUGAAGAUCCUAAAAACAAAAAACAAAACAAACUUACGCAGAGGGUUCUGCUCGCAUCCCCUCAAGAAUGAGCAACACUCCUUUUCAGAGCUUGCCGCUCAGCACAGAAUGGUUGGGAACUAUUGCAUAGAACCUGGAACAUCUAAGGACACUCUGAGUUUGGCCCAUCCUCUCUAUAGGCUUUUAGCUCUCAUGCAUUCAGACAGACGUUAGCAAUAGGUCUCACAUAUGUAUGCCUGCGAUGUGACUACAUGCCUUUUCUUUUCUGGUCUAUGUGCUGAGUCAAAGUAACCUAGCUUUGUAGAUGUGGAUGUGUAUGCCAGGAAACGAGCCAGUUUUUCCAGCAAGCCGGAAGAUCGCCGUGUCAUUCGCCCCCAUUCAGUUCCCUCUGCUUCCCCUGCCUCAAGACCACCUUCUCGGCUUCUUUCACCCUCACUGUCCUCGACCUCAUUUGCCCAGGAUUUUGGGCCCUGGUUCACUGGGACUGUCACGCCACAUGUAGAGUUGUCACAUCAAAACAAAAGGUCGAGGAACUUCAUUGAAAGAAUGUGGAUGUUUAACAAGAGGAGGACUAAUUUUAAAAAUUUCUUCCCGUGAGUUUAUAUGCUCAUGUCAGCAAGCUCCUCAAAAUUAAAAAUAAUUCUGUGUAACCCCUAAUAUAGCUAGAAAGCUGUGGGUUGGGGAUGGGAAGGAAUAAAUGUGUUUUUGAUACUGUGUUGGACCUCCUGAAUAUUUCUAGAUCAUAUUUGAUACCGGUGGUGGUGUCAAUAUUGAUGAUUGUAUUAUCAGAUCAAUGCUCUAAUGUUUUAAAGUAACUGAAAGGAAGGAAAUGGCAGUGGAUCACUUCUGCUGAAUUUCCUGCAUAGCCCAACAAUCGUUUUCAAGCCUUUUGAACGGAGCACUGUGGAUUCCACAUAGAGAUACUGUUGCUUAACGAAAACUCAAAAUCUGUUUUUAUUUUGCCAUGUUUGGCCUGCUGAUGGAUGUGAAUGAAGGAGACAUCUGCCCUGAAGUGAUUGCUGCCUUACUGUAAAAGUGCCUCGUUUAUUAUAACGACCACCCCGAGAUGGCUACAUACUUCAAAUUCCUAGGGGGUUGGUAUCAGGUAUCUGAGCUGUUUAUGUCCCUUCGAUACUGAGCCAGAAAUACAUAAAACCUGAGAGGGUCCUUAAUCAUACUUUUUUUUCUUGUCCACAGAGUUUCAUAGCAGAUAUUUAUUUCCCUAAGAGCAGGACUCUGCCUCUCUUCCAUGCUGCCCAGCAUGGUCUUGCCUUGUUAUGAAUGUGUUCAGUGUAGUGAUAAUGCCCUCAAAGAUCAGGAGGAGCAUUAUUCUAACCAGUUUAUUAGCAUUGCUGAGAAUGUCACAGCCCUGGUACAAUGAAUCACCUUUCUCUGGAACAACCAGAGAAAAGCAUGUUUGCAUGUUCUUUGUCCAUGCACGCUGGGAAGCAUUCAUCACAGCAAAUUCAAGCGCAAAAACAUUGCAUCGAAUUGAAUUUCUGUUCACUGCUUUGUCUUUUUCCUUGUAUUAAUGUUGCCUAUUUUCCUACUGAAUUAUUAAAUUUGAUUUACUUCACUCUUUCACUCCUCUUCUCUUCUCUUCUUUUCCCAACACCCUGUUCAUUCCUCCCAAUUGGAUCUGGCUCGAAUAAAGAGAUCUUGCUGGAAUGCCUUUCCCUUCCUUCCUUCCCCCUCCAAAACUAUGUUAAUCAAGUUCAGUGCCAUGUCCGCAGCAAGCCGCCGGAUCGCGCCCCAAACCCCGAGCGAGUUGCGCCACAUCCAGGAAGGCAACACAUGCCCAGUUUCCCGUGCGCCCCGAGGAGGCGCUUCGUUCGCGUCCUCCUCCUCUUCCCUUAAUGGCUGGUGUUUUUUUUAAAGAUAAAUAAAGCUUGCCCGCACUUGUGAAUGGGCACCGUCCAGUGCACGGCGGAGGCUGCCUGGGGCGGCGGGGGUUAAAUUCUAGCUGCAGUGGCGGAGGAGCUCCGCCCCCCAUUUCAGCACCUGGCGCUCCAUAGACAGUUGCCUCAGCAGUAGAUUUCAGAGGGGAUUGGAGGAAAACAAGAGGGGGAGAGAAUGUGACAACUGCCGGCUCUUGACUGCUGCCUUGGGGAGGCCUCCGCACCUGUCCCUGCCUGUCUCUUGGCCAACACAGUUGGUGGAUCAGAGCAGCCCGAGAACAGGCUCAUUUGCCAGACCGGAGCGGUGCGCGCAGGGGGGCGCAAAAGCAGACCAUGACUUCUUCGUUCAAGCUGGAUUUUCUGCCGGAGAUGAUGGUCGACAGCCGCUUGCUAGUUUCCGACAGAAUUAACGGCACAGCUAGCAAAAUGAAUGGCGCACUGGACCACUCAGACCAACCAGACCCGGAUGCCAUUAAGAUGUUUGUUGGACAGAUUCCCCGUUCGUGGUCAGAAAAAGAGCUAAAAGAACUUUUUGAGCCUUAUGGAGCUGUCUACCAGAUCAACGUUCUCCGAGAUCGGAGUCAGAACCCUCCCCAAAGCAAAGGUUGUUGUUUCGUAACAUUUUAUACAAGAAAAGCUGCACUUGAGGCACAGAAUGCAUUGCACAAUAUUAAAACUUUACCUGGGAUGCAUCAUCCCAUUCAGAUGAAACCGGCAGAUAGUGAAAAGUCCAACGAGCUGCAGAGAAACCUCACGGUCAAAGGCAGAGUCAGAACAGAAUCCGAUGAGAUAACAGAUGAAGUGUGGCAAAAUCCAGGGGAUGCUGGUGCCUCGCAUGGCAUUGGGGCUCCUUAUCCAUUUCAAGGAGUGUCCUUUCAAGGCCAAACCUUUGCAUCUUCUGCUGUGGAAGACAGAAAAUUGUUCAUAGGAAUGGUUUCAAAGAAGUGUAACGAGAAUGAUAUCCGGGUGAUGUUUUCCCCAUUUGGUCAGAUAGAAGAAUGCCGGAUCCUCCGAGGACCAGACGGGCUGAGCAGAGGCUGUGCGUUUGUCACGUUUUCAACAAGGGCAAUGGCACAGAAUGCGAUCAAAGCCAUGCACCAGUCUCAGACCAUGGAGGGCUGUUCUUCACCAAUAGUCGUGAAGUUUGCUGAUACCCAAAAGGACAAGGAGCAGAGGCGUUUACAACAGCAGUUGGCCCAGCAAAUGCAGCAACUCAACACCGCCACCUGGGGGAACCUCACAGGUCUCGGAGGACUUACACCACAGUACCUGGCUCUUCUGCAGCAAGCGACUUCCUCCAGUAACUUGGGUGCCUUCAGCGGCAUUCAACAAAUGGCUGGAAUGAGUGCUUUACAACUACAGAAUCUGGCAACUUUGGCAGCUGCAGCCGCCGCAGCCCAAACCUCAGCCACUACCACCAAUGCAAAUCCUCUCUCCACAACAACCGGCGCACUUGGCGCACUCGCGAGUCCAGCAUCUGGGAGCCUGCCGCAGUUGUCUUGCAACCAAAAAGGGCUCCUUUACCUGCCCUUAUCCCCUAAACUGACAAAUACCUGCCUGGAAGACGAAGUGAGAGUGAGGACCUUUCUAGCAGACGUGGCUGCAUCAACAGCAAAUUCUACAGCUGGGGCGGCCAUGAAUUCUUUGACUUCUCUGGGGACUCUCCAAGGAUUGGCUGGAGCCACUGUUGGAUUGAAUAAUAUUAAUGCACUAGCAGGUACCGUAAACAUUGCUCAAAUGCUCUCAGGUAUGGCUGCCCUGAACGGAGGACUCGGUGCAACAGGCUUGACGAACGGUGCGGCCGGUACGAUGGAUGCCCUCACCCAAGCCUACUCAGGAAUCCAGCAGUACGCCGCCGCGGCGCUGCCCACCUUGUACAGUCAAAGCUUGUUACAACAACAGAGCGCUGCAGGCAGCCAGAAAGAAGGUCCAGAAGGAGCAAACCUCUUCAUUUAUCACCUCCCACAGGAGUUUGGAGACCAGGACAUUCUGCAGAUGUUCAUGCCUUUUGGGAACGUUAUUUCUGCUAAGGUCUUCAUUGACAAACAGACCAAUCUAAGCAAGUGCUUUGGUUUUGUUAGCUAUGACAAUCCUGUCUCUGCGCAAGCUGCUAUCCAGGCCAUGAACGGCUUUCAGAUUGGCAUGAAACGCUUGAAAGUUCAGCUGAAGCGCUCCAAAAAUGACAGCAAACCUUACUGAUCAUUACCACAGAAGCUUACUGCUAAUUAAUUUAGAUUUCUUAGGACAUCUUCAUGCCCGUUAGCUCAUCGUUUGCCUAGCAUGUCCCUGUGGCGUCUUAAAAAAAGUUUCAUCGUCCCGUCAUUGUUUCUGAUGUCUUUCUGACCUCACAUCAUAAUUUGGUUCUCCUACUGACCUUUGAUCUAUAGUUUGAACCUUUGAAAUUUGCAUGUGACCUCAUCUAGCUAUAUGAAUUCUGGGAAGUCAAUGUGAAAAGCAUUGCUGCAUUUAUGCAAGAUUGAAAUUUAUUACUAGUCAAAUUAAUGAUAGGAUUAUUAAACACACACACACACACACACACACACACAACCUGUGGCAAAAUGUUUUGUUAGGGUUUUUAAGUUGUUCCUUUUUCCUUUUCCUUUUCCUUUUUCUUUUUGUGUUAAAAAAAAACACAGACUUGAAAGUAUUAAACAGAGAUUGGCAUUCUGGCUGGUCACUGAUCACUAUAGCAAUAUGUGUCCAGAGGCGCAGAAUGUUGGUUUCUACCAGACUACUUCCAAAACAGUUUGAAAUGAAGAACUGUCUGAUUUUAAGUCUCUAGAGGUCUGUAAUAGUUUUUACAUUUUUCAGGCAGUGUAAAGUUUUUUGAUAAGGCCAUUUUAGGUGGCUCACUUUCUCAUUAAGAAUAUAUAUAUAGAACCACUUUUUGUAGAUUAGUAUAACAAAAAUUUACCCUGUUUUAGGGCAAAUGCUACCUAUUUGUGUCACCUUUUGCUGAACUGACUCACAAGUUAGACAAUCCAUGAAUUAAUGCACAUGAAAAUUACCUAUAUUUUAUACUGUUUCAAUGUACAGGAGAAAGGUUACUGUAAGCUGUCGUUCCAUUGGUGCUUCUGUGAAUUAAGUUGUGAUUUCAUCAUGGGUCUUUUGGUCUUUAAGUGUUCUGUGUUUAUAAACAACAGGUUUGAAAUUGGUUUUUACUUGAAGAACAUCAGCAACAGAACAAAAAACGAAUUUCAAAAAACGAAAAAAGUUGUUUGCUUAAAAUUUAAAAAAAAAGUUUUCAUGUGAAAAAGAAACUAUUCCAGAUUAAGUUUGUGUUGGCUUCCGUGACGCAUUGGUGUCAAUUUUUUUUAAUUAUUAUUGUGGACAAUUUAGAUGUGUUUGUGUUCAGCAAAAUGUGAUCAGUUUUUCUUUUAAAGAAAUAACAAUAAUAAUAAUAAAAAAAGAAAUCAGUGAAAAAAAUUUAGUGCCAAACUCCAAAGGUACUUUUCUUCCUAGAGCUUCAGUGUGUUUCUUGUGUGAAGUAAUUUGAUAACAUGGGUAUUUUACUAUGUGUUUUGUAUAAAACCCUAAUAUUUAAAGGAAAAAGAGGUUACAAAGUUUGUUAACUUGCUAUCUUGUGGUCUUGUUGCCUGAAAUUGUUGUUGUUUGUUAUUUCUCUUGGAUGUUUUUUGUAAAACAUUGUAUGAAGUGCCCAUGUUUCCCUUUUCUAACCACUCUGCACAUCAACGCUGUGAAAGCAAACCUCACAAUGUAAUUUCUUCAUAAUGUAUGGAAACCUCUAAGGUGAGAAAGUUUUGAACUUUUAACCCUUUCCACCCAGAGCUGUCUUGAGUGUUAAUACUUUUAUACAUUCACCAUUUUGCUGUUUAUUUUUAUAUAUACAUAUAUAUAUAUAUCUAUAGCUAUAAAUAUAUAUAUACUUAAUUUUUGUGGUUUAUUUAAUACAUGGUUGAAAUCAGAAAAAUGCACAGGGCAGACCUGAAGGACAAAAAAAAAAUAUUUUACUGCUGUCUAAAUUUCUUCUGUAUCUAUAACUAAAAAAAAAGUAUUUAAAAUAGUAAUUGUAGAUCUCCUUUUUAGGUAUUUGGGUUUUUUUGUCUUUUCUUAAAAAGAGCUUUUAAUAUGCUGCUGGAAUAUGAUAUUCAGUAUUAAUAAAAUAAAAUAAAAAUAAUUCUUUAAUUAUGUAUUGUAUGACCACUCCUAGACAGGAGAGGUAAACCCACCAUUUGAAAUCAUUAAAAAGUAUUUUUGUAAUGAAAUAAAAUGAACUUUUGCUUAAAUCCAAUGCACUAGAACUUCCUGGAUGAAAUUCCAUUGUGCACUGCAGUUUAAACUACUUUUUAUGGAUGAGAUUUACACAUGUUGUAAUGCUUUGAUGUGCUAUCUGCCAUUAUCCUUGAUAUAUUGGUCCAGAGGUAACAGACGCAGAAUAGGUGUGGCAAUACCUUUUGUUAACCUGGUUUCUGUUGAUGAAGGCCGCGCACACUCUUGAACGGAGCAGGCCCUCAGAAAGGCAGAUGAGACCAUUAGCUGCCACUGCCAAUAUUCCAGGCACGUCGCCCUUAUCAAAAUGACUCUCGCGUGGCUCCCACGUGAGCGGGAGGGCACCCGGCGGCUGAGCAGAGCAGUAAAGAGUUGCGUUUUGCUCUCAGUUUCCAGCACUCGCUCAAGGCAUGGGCGCCCCAUCAGGACACAGAGAGUUCAGAAGGGGACACCCCAAAUGGCAUCCUGGACCCACAUUGCCGCACAACUCCCCCCGCCACGGACCGAGAGCACAUGAAGGCCUCUCCGGAAAUCCAGCUCUUGGCUUUUGCUUCCUUAAAACAGCGCUCCUCCCUUCCCAGGGAUCACUUUUUGCACUCGGUGCCCUUGGGGUUGAAAAGCAGGGUGCAGGACGGGUGCCGGGGGAGCUGCUUUAAGAAGGAAAUUCUCCACUUCUGCUGGAUAAAUGGGAGUGGGAGAACAAGCGUGAGAGGCCCCUUAGGAAAGCAGGUUGGCACUGUUCCAGCGUUUCACCGAGGCACGGCUCGCUUCGCUCUGCAGUCACCCUGAGCUCGUCACGGCUGUGCUGACAUUCGUAGAUGCGCCAGGCCGCUGCCGCCAGUCAGCGCUCUUUGGUAGCCACGCCAGCGGUCCCCGCAGUAAACAUACAAAGCGUGAAGGGCAGACACACUUCCCCAAGCAUGCAAAGUCCAGCGGCUAAUCAGAAUUGCUUGACUUGUGUCCUUAGGUGUUUAGGGAUUCACACCUGUCGCACAAGCAGUGUAGAGGACCUGCUCGUGGCUGCAGGAGCAGCACUGGCAAGGACAACUGGCCCUCCAGCAGCAAUUCUAGCACAGAAAUUUAGGAUAUGAUGGCAGCUCUCUUAAGUGGCUACGGGGGCUACAUUUCUCGCUUGGCAGCACUGUUUCCCCAGCUCGUCACCGGCUUUCCAUGUUAUUAGGUGCAUGUGCUCGACACAGUUCAGAAGCUUGUGUGGUCCAUCAGCAGAAAACGCUCCAGUUUAAAAGGUAUUGCCGUGCCUGUUCUGUCUCUCUUAUUUUCUGUUGGGACAAGGCCUGCAAACAUUCAAAAUGGAGAAACACUCAAAUAGGCAAAGGGAUUCUGCAAGCCCUACAUGUUUGCAGCACAGAGCCCAGGAAACGGGGGAAAAAUGCUAAUAGCCCCUCACUGCCUCUUGGUUUCCUUUCCGUUGUAUUAGAUAUAAUACCAUUCCUACUCUAAACCAAAUUUGGGUCUCUGUACUGGCAAAUAUACCCUUUUUGAAGCCAAUACGUCUCAGCAGCUUUCUAUGCUACUGAUAAAAGUGCCAUAAUCGUUCCCCAUUAUCUGUCUCUCUUUGAUUUCAUACAAAACACUUCCUUCCCCCUUCCCUAAUCCCCGUUGUAAAUUAUUGUUAAAAGUAAAGCUACUAAUCACCCUCCCCUCUUUUACUUUUAAAUGACUGUUUUGUAGAGAAGCCCUGGGAUGGAAAGGUCUAGAAUCCAAGUGGUGCACACACGCAAAAUAUUUUUAAAAGGUUUCUUAUAGCACAUGUACUUAUAGGUAAUGGCUUUGUGUUACUCUCACGUUUUUACUACUGCUGGGGCCUUCCUGAACCCUUUGAGGGCUAUUUUAUACUUCUUGCAGCAAUGUUUGCCUAUUGAAUUAUCACAUGCAAACUGGUCAUCAUUAUGUCUUUCCAGGACAUUUUGUUGUUCGACAUUUAAAUUUCCAAAAUAACCAUGCUUUAAAAAACAACAGCGAGAACCCUCAGAACGCUUCAUGCAGAAAAACUCUGAGGACAUGUAUCGUCACCUCCUGAAGUUUAGCCUUCUUUCCUUGCACCGGGGCUUGCACGAAAGCCCCAAACAAGCCCUAUCAAAAUGGCAGCCGUGUAUAAUGGGUUGCACUGAAUUUGAGCCGCACCCUUGUUUUUCAGUAGCUCAUGCUAAAUUCCUUGAACUCUAGAACUCUGGCCAACAGGCACUGGCCAAAUAUGGCAGGCCUUGAAUUAGGUAUUUUCCAGGCAACAUUUAUUUUAUAGCGCAAAGAAAUCUUGAACAGAAUCCUUAAAUAGAAAAUAAACCUUGCAACUUUAAGCAGAGAAUAAAUCCAAAUGUUUAGACUGCUCCCUUAGCAGGGAAAAGGGGAUCCAAAGAAGGGACAUGCAGAUCUGGGAUAGAAGCAUCCACACGGCUGAAGUUUUGCUAGCUGGUUUUCUCUCUGCUCCCAUGGCUACGGAUCCAUUUGGAACUGUUCUUGCUGUGGAAAUGACCGCACAGAAAACCAGCCAGUAAAGUUGCAGCUUCUUGAAUGAGGGUCUUUUCUAACGCACUGCACUUGCUUGCUUACAUGUUCCAUUUGAAAAACCCAGACAGAAGUCUCUGUCAUUUAUUUAUAACGUAUUUCAUAUGGGGGACAGCAUUGGAAGGAGCUAUAGGAGCACAAAGGGCUUGAUAAACUGAGGGAAAAAAAUAAACAAGGGGAAUUCGCAUUUUUUAAAGUCAACUCCAAAAGCACAAAGAAGUAGUUUUCGAACUGAAUUAGCUAAUUUUAAUGAAAUGGCCAUAUUCAAAGGCGUAACAAGUUCAUCUUUCUUUCACCAUAGGGGUUAUUAUUCCUUGGCUUGUGCUACUCUCUGGAAUCAUUUUACUGUUUCUGUUUUUAUUAACUUAAGUGCAAAUUAACAAAAGAGUUUUUUUAAGCAAACAAACAAACUUGUAGUAUCGUUAUCUUUCUGAAUAAUGUCAUAACAAACAAAGAUAAUAACCCUGUGUACUGGCGUGGGGGUGGGGUGGGGUGGGCUGGAGUGUCGUGCUGUGAGAAAUUGUUGUUUGUAGAUUAAUAAUAUCUCUCAUGUAGUUGAGAAUGUCGGAAACCGAGGCCACGAUCCACUCUCGCCGUGGGCGUAGCAUCCCCACGCAGAGGAUUCCCAUUGGCUCAUCCAAGCUCUGCCUCCAGCGCACGAGCGUUCUGUAUCCGCAUCCCAGCCCUUUGUCCUGGGAAGUUACGGGGCACCAGUAGCUUGCAAGCUUUUUGACACGAGGCAUUUCUUGGCGCUCAUGAAUCCUUAGUUGUGGUUGUUACGGGUUCUUUGGACAUUGACAUGGUCCUCCGUUUUCACUUCUGCUUUUUAAGAGCGGGGCAUUUUUCGAGCAUUGCCUUUCGGGGCUUUAUUUAAGUGAACGAAAAGCUGUUUUCCUGCUUGUGUAUUUGUGCCGUUCCUCUAUUGCACAGCCCCACCAAGAGGUUAUCUGGCAGAAAAGCAGGAGAGGAAAAGCUCUGUGCAACUUAGGAGUUCUUUAGCAAGUUCAGGGGGAGACAGCAGGGAUCUGCACCCUGGCAUAAUGUAUGCAUUGCGAGCAUGGAGCUGAGAAAGCACACACAUUGACUCCCGUGUGAAUCUUCUGCACCUGGAUCAUGACCCCACGGUGCUAAUGGAUUGUGCCCUUGGUUGUUUUGUUUCUUAAAGUUUUGUCAGAGAAAAGCCAAAGUUACUGCAAUGUAGUGGAAACUGUAAGAUCAUUUGAGUAUCGUUUCUAUUUUGUUGACGCAUUUGGAUUUUGCUGUUUGAUGGAAUUUGAGCCAAAAACAAACACAAACACAAAAAACCCCCACAGGCUUUCCUAUUUCUAAAACUUGAUUGUACUUAUGCAUUUUGUACCAGUGGAACUUUUUAUACUGGAGAUUUAAAAAAAAAACAACAGUUUUUGUUUGUUUUUGUUUUUGUUUUUUCUGGCUUGCUCUUGUGAGCCCCAAGAACAUGGCGGGGUUUCAAGUUUGAUUUCCAGUUGGUAGAAAGAAAGUAAGUUGGUUUUGUUUAGAGAAUUUAAAAACAAACAAACAAACUUUGGCUUGGUUUAAUUCUUUCCCUUUGCUUAUAUUUAGUGUUUAGAAUUUUGUCUUUAAAACAAGCGGUAAGUUUCACUUUUUAUUCUGUAUUGUGCAGUUACACAAUAAUAUAAAGAUAAAUUAGAAUUUAGGAGUACAGAGUCACUUUACGUAGAUAAAUGUAUUAGUUAAAAGUAGGGGUUUGCUUUUUUGCUGUUUAGAUCAAAAGUUUUUUCUGAUUCUUCUGUCUUCAUUGUGAACAUAACUGUGUAGUUGAAACAGUCAAACUUAUUUUUGUAACGUAUGUUAUUGUGUGAUGCAGUUUUUUGCUUCUGUCUCCAAUAUUAAACCAUUUUCCUAAUA